AGACGUGCUCGGAGAGAUCCACGAGGCGCAUGUGGCUCUCCAGCACUGAUGCCCAUGUGUGUCCAGCUCGCAUCAUCGGCACAGCGGCCGUGUGAACUAUAAAACCACUCACUCAGUGUUUACAGACAGAUCAGAUCAUCAACAAACGACUAAAGCAUCUAAUACUAAGUAAAUAAUUAAUAAUAUCAGCCAUAGUGGUGAGCUUAUUAAAUCAGUUACAUUAGAAAGAAUUACCUUUAGGACUAUAAUAAAACGUUUAGUGACAUUAUUGGAGUUAAUAUUAAUAAAACAGCAAAAUGGGUGUACUAACAAAGAAACCCAAGGCCUUCGAGGUUCAGUUUAGUGACCCGAACAAGAGCGCGUACAGCGGCGGAGAUAAAGUGGCCGGGCGGGUGAUAGUGGAGGUGGCCGAGGUGGUGCACAUCUCCGCAGUUAAACUGUUCGGAAUCGGAUGCGCUAAAGUCGAUUAUAAAAAAGGGAAGAUGCACUGCAGGGAGGAGAUUGAGUACAUGAAAUAUGAAGAAGUUCUUCACCUCGAUCAUCAGCCAACAGAUGCAGAUGGACCCAUCACUCUCAGGCCUGGAAACAGAUACGAGUUCAUGUUCGGGUUCGAACUUCCACCGGCAGGGUGCCUUGUUUCCUCCUAUGUGGGAAAGUUUGGCUCAGUCCAAUACUACGUGAAGGCAGUCAUAGAGAAAUCCAGCCAGCCAUAUGCGGAAUGUAAGCAGUAUUUUGAGGUGGUGGAACCCAUUGAUGUCAACACCCAAGAGCUCACGGAUCCAGUUACAGGAGCAAAACACAAGAAAGUCACCUGCAUGUUUAUUCCCGAUGGCAGUGUUUCCGUGUCCGCUCGCAUAGGCCGGAAGGGUUACUGUGAAGGAGAAGACAUUUGCAUCGAUGCUCAAUUUGAGAACUCUUGUUCUCGGAUUGUCGUUCCUAAAGCCGCCAUCAUAGCUAAGCACAUUUACCGGGCGAACGGCCGCACCAAAGAGUUUCACAAGAAACUAAUUUCUGUCAGAGGAAACCACAUCAUCUCCGGCAUGUGUGAUGUGUGGCGGGGGAGAGUACUUCCUGUGCCAAAGCUGAAGCCAACUAUCCUUGGCUGUGACAUUAUCCAUGUUGACUAUUGUCUAAGGAUCUACUUGCAUAUCCCAGGAAGUGAGAAGCUCCUCCUAGAUCUUCCUCUGGUCAUCGGGACGAUCCCCUACAAUGGCAUGAACAGUCGCACCAGUAGCAUGAGCAGCCAGGACAACAAUAAUACCUCCAGCACCUGCGCGUCACUCCCAUCCUGUCCACCCAGCUAUAGCGAGAUCUCCCAGGACAAUCGCAUGGAUAGUUCCUUCAUUCCCCUCCUAGAUGAUUAUGAUGAGGAUGACAGUCCUAUAUUCAUGCGCAGUAGCGAGCAUCAUCUCCCCCCAUCUCCCCCGUCAUACACUGAGCAAAACUAAGACUGCAUUGGACGUGGAGUUCUCCUUCACUUGCUGUCGCCAAAUUUUAAACUCCAACAAAAGAUAAAAUGCAGGAAGAUCUCCGAAUGACGCUGCUAAUGGACCAUGCAUGGUUUACUCUAGAGUUGUGGACUAUGAAAUGCUGUGUCAUGCCAAGAACUGGUCGAUUGCAAGUUGCUAAAGUCAUCUGAAGCCGGACUCUUUUGCUGAUGUAAGAGUUCACCUCUUGAAAAUAACCAUUGACGUCUUCAUGUUUAAUUCUGAACAAUCAUCAGCAUCUGAGAGAGUUUUAUUAUUUCUGAUUUUGCCAUAUUGGUGUAAUAUUCUGUCAGCACUUCAAAUUGGAAAGCGCUUGUGGUAUAAAAAACUUCAGAUUAUGAACAAUAUUUUUAUGAUGCAUUAAAAUAUGAUGCAGUUUUGUGAGUGAAAAAGAUUGUAUAUCAUACAGAGUUACUUGUUAAGCUGUUGAUUAGCUGUUAGUCUAGUAUUACAAUCUUUCUCAGCAGCAUGUGUAUUUCUAAUUGAAUACAGAAAUUAGAAUAUGCAUUUAUAUGAUUAUAUAGAAUAUGCCUAUAUAGCUGUUUGUAUAUCUUAUCAGCUUUUACUAGUAUAUAAUUGAGUAUUAGUGUCAGAUUAUUCCACUUUGAAGUUGAUUGUUAUGUGCUUUUGUACUUUGAUUUUUAUUUGAAUUUAUCAGUUCUACAGAUAACAGAAUACAAUAAAAAAAUGUAAUGAUCAAAUGCAA
Carassius gibelio (silver crucian carp) is the source of this 2193-nucleotide messenger RNA. Its product is annotated as thioredoxin-interacting protein-like. The record is from RefSeq and is a predicted model, not a curated record. The coding region runs from base 297 to 1448 and encodes 383 amino acids. Gene Ontology annotation, biological process: protein transport. Gene Ontology annotation, molecular function: ubiquitin protein ligase binding. NCBI's taxonomy places the organism in Eukaryota, Metazoa, Chordata, Actinopteri, Cypriniformes, Cyprinidae. The transcript is spliced from 6 exons. Gene Ontology annotation, cellular component: cytoplasm.